Molecule: messenger RNA, 3259 nt
Organism: Talpa occidentalis (Iberian mole)
Lineage: Eukaryota; Metazoa; Chordata; Mammalia; Eulipotyphla; Talpidae
Gene: PUS10
Product: pseudouridine synthase 10
Exons: 18
Coding region: 226-1815 (529 amino acids)
Biological process (GO): tRNA pseudouridine synthesis
Molecular function (GO): RNA binding; pseudouridine synthase activity
Source: RefSeq, a predicted model, not a curated record
CUCACUCUUGCACUCUUAAACCCACGGGGGAGGGCUGUGUGUGCGUGCGUGUGUGUGUGUGUGUGUGUGUGUGUGUGUGUGUGGCGGCGGGCCAGGCAUUUUUUCUGUUUCCUUACAAAUAGGGAAGAGUUCGCUUAAUCCUCUUGAGAGGGGCUGGUACUUUCGUUCUAAAGCUCUCGUUUCCUCGGGGAACAGAAUUGCUAGACGCAAUAGGUGUAAUUCAGUAUGUUUCCACUGACUGAGGAAAACAAGCAUGUCGCCCAGUUGUUGCUCAAUAGUGGUACCUGCCCAAGAUGUAUCUUCAGAUUCUGUGGUGUGGAUUUUCAUGCACCUUACAAACUUUCAUACAAGGAGUUGCUCAGUCAACUGCAGAACUUUCUGGAAACUAAAAAAGAUGAAUUAAUUUUGGAAGUUCCAAAUCCACCUCCAAAGAAAAUUCGACUACAAGCAAUAGAAGAUGGGAUUGGUAAUCUGAGUCAAAAUGGAGAGGGGAGGAUCUCUGUUAUUGAAGAUGGAAGCUUUGGUCCCAAGAACUCAAAUUUAAAUGUAUGCAAUAUAUGCCUAGGAAUUCUUCAAGAAUUCUGUGAAAAAGAAUUCAUUAAAAAGGUGUGUCAAAAGGUUGAGGCUUCUGGGUUUGAAUUCACCAACUUGGUAUUUUCAGUCUCCUUUCCACCACAGCUAUCUGUAAGAGAGCAUGCUGCAUGGUUGCUGGUAAAACAGGAAAUGGGAAAACAGAGUCUGUCGCCUGGAAGAAAUGAUAUAGUUCAGCUAAAAGAAGCCUACAAAUGGAUAACUCAUCCCCUGUUUUCAGAGGAACUGGGUGUUCCCAUUGAUGGAAAGAGCUUGUUUGAAGUGAGUGUGGUCUUUGCUCACCCAGAAACAGUUGAGGAUUGCCACUUCCUACGUGUGAUAUGCCCAGAUUGUUUCAAGCCAGCCAAAAACAAACAGUCAGUAUUCACUAGAAUGGCAGUCUUGAAAGCUUUGAAUAAGAUAAAAGAAGAGGAUUUCCGCAAGCAGUUUCCUUGUCCUCCAAGCUCACCAAAGGCAGUAUGCACUGUUCUUGAAAUUGAAUGUGCUCAUGGUGCUGUUUUUGUGGCUGGGAGAUAUAAUAAAUACUCCAGGAACUUGCCACAAACUCCUUGGAUAAUUGAUGGAGAAAGGAAGCUGGAGUCUUCAGUGGAAGAAUUAAUUUCAGAUCAUCUUUUAAAAGUAUUCAAAGCAGAGAGUUUUAAUUUUUCAUCCUCUGGAAGAGAAGAUGUAGAUGUGAGAACAUUAGGAAAUGGAAGGCCCUUUGCAAUUGAGCUGGUGAAUCCUCAUAGAGUACAUUUCACUUCACAAGAAAUUAAGGAACUUCAGCAGAAAAUUAAUAACUCCUCUAACAAAAUCCAAGUCCGUGAUUUGCAGCUUGUUACAAGAGAGGCAAUAGGACAUAUGAAAGAAGGUGAAGAAGAAAAGACCAAGACAUACAGUGCCUUAAUAUGGACAAAUAAAGCAAUACAGAAGAAAGACAUUGAAUUCCUGAAUGACAUAAAGGACUUAAAGAUCAACCAGAAAACACCUCUACGGGUUCUUCACCGGAGACCCCUGGCUGUGAGAACUCGAGUCAUUCACUCCAUGGAUACUUGCUACGUGGAUGAGCAUCACUUCCGCCUCCAUCUGAAGACUCAAGCUGGAACCUACAUUAAAGAGUUUGUACAUGGAGACUUUGGAAGAACCAAGCCAAACAUUGGCGCUCUGAUGAAUGUGACUGCAGACAUUCUUGAGCUGGAUGUGGAGUCUGUAGAUGUUGACUGGCCCCCUGCUCUGGAAGACUAGCUUUCAAACUGGGAAACAAAGGUUUUCCUGGCCCGCUGUGGAAGUCCAUUUAGCAUACACUGUAAAAAUGGCUGUUUACCCACCAUAAGGGUGUCUUGGUAAUUACUUGGAUCAUGUUGAUCUUUGUAUUUUUAAAUUUGUUGUAACAUCUCAGGAUCUACAUAUGUGCAUAUUUUGUUAUAUUCUAAGAAUGUCAUGAUUUUUCUUGUUUCCUCUCCAACCCCCAACAAACCAAACUAUGGAUAAUGAAAUAAUUUUUUUAAUGCUUCAUUUAGAGAGGUACACAAACAAGAUAAAUUUUGAUAAUCUGAGCUGUAAUUUCUUUUAGCAAAAUUUCCCUGCACAAGAUACAUACCAUGUUUGAAAUCAUGUUAUAAAAUUUAAAAAUGAAUUUGAUAAACAUUAUACUAGAUUUAUGCAACACAGUAUCCUAUAAUACUCUAAGAUAUCAUAUGCAAAUGUGACAUGAUUAUCAUAUGCAAAUGUGACAUGAUUUUUAUUUUUCCUAAUAAGUUUCAAGCAAGCUAUUACCAAUAGAAGUUGUUGGUGUGAUUUGUCACAUCUUAAUUCACUUAAAGUUACUAUUGUGACAAUCUAAAACUGUCAAUACAUUUCCCGGGGAGGGAAAGUAAAACCUUAGGAAUUGAGGCAUGGCAUGGUAUGGAAACUCCUUUCUUUUAAAUGAGACACAAGUGCCUUCAAUAACUUCAAUCCCAGGGAUAAGACUUCAAAGAAUCGAGAUUGCUAAAGGUAAACUGAUACUAGUCCUGAGUGCUUCCUUAUAUUACUCAAUUUCAAACAUCUUCAUCAGGUAAAUAGGGUAUUAUCAUUUUCAUUUUAUAAAUAUAAAAACCAAAGAGUAGGCAUUAAAUGAUUUAUCUAAAAUUGUUAGUUACUUCCAAACCUAGGAUGAACUGAAGUUUCCUGUCUCCAGGGUCCUUUCUAAUAAACCUUGUUAUUGAGCACCUACUAUGUGAAGGAGAAUCCUAAGGAUGUCAUUUAAAUGUGCAUACCACCAUGAUACUUGACACCUGACCUUUGGAAAUGAGAGCAAAUCAAGGAGCUUACAAAAAAAAAAAAUAACCGAAGUAUAUUUCAUAUGAGCUCAUAUGACUACCAUUGUUAGUAAGUUAAUUAUCAAUUGGUACUAUAAAGAGGAAAAACAUUAAAUAAGUUAAACCUAAAAAAAAGUCUAUCAGUAAGUUUCAGAAUAAUCUAAUUGUUUCAGAUUUAAGUGUAAUUUCCAACAUUCUGAUUCACCUAUUAGCUUAUUUCAGAACACAGGCGACUUGAAUUACUGUUUCCCAUCUUCCCAGCUCCUAGAUACGAAGAUAUAUUAUCCAUUUUACAAAUCAGGAAAAUAACAUAAUUGACAUAAGAAGCUCCAUAUGUGAAUAACAGCGAAUUAUUUUUUUCACUAUUUCCAAGGCCAGGAAAUGAGAAA